This is a messenger RNA of Ricinus communis (castor bean), 2240 nucleotides long. RefSeq names its product general transcriptional corepressor CYC8. NCBI's taxonomy places the organism in Eukaryota, Viridiplantae, Streptophyta, Magnoliopsida, Malpighiales, Euphorbiaceae. The transcript is spliced from 2 exons. Bases 208 to 1965 code for a protein of 585 amino acids. The record is from RefSeq and is a predicted model, not a curated record. Gene Ontology annotation, molecular function: zinc ion binding; nucleic acid binding.
AUGCUUAAAUUUUAGGGUCAAUACCACUACCAACCAAAUUCCGCAUCCACGGUUAGGGCCAUAAACUGAGAGAGGGCACAAAAAGAACGAAAAAGAAAGGGUUCGGAUACCUUCUUUACCUGUCAUCCCUUUGCAACCUAACAAUCAAUCCUCAAAACUUGUCAACAAAAACUCGAUUUUCUUUUUUCUUUUUUCCCCAUAUGAACAAUGGAAGCUACGUCUGUCCCAAAAUCAGAGCAGCAGCUAAACCCACCACAGCAGUAUCAAGAACAAUCAACACAACAACAACAACAACAACAACAGCAGCAGCAACAACAACAAGCCCCUCUACAAUACCCACAACAGCAAUAUCAAGAUUAUCAUUACUAUCAAACCUAUGACCAGUCUUCUUAUUAUUACUCAUAUUAUCAACAGUACCCUUAUCAAAAUCAAUGGCAACAGGAUCAUCAUCAACAACAACCCCCAAAUUACGUUUAUUAUCAUCAACAACAACCUGAUUACUCUGCUACUGCAUAUCUGCAACCCGUAUGUUAUCAACAUGACUCUGCUCCUCCUGGGGUUUCAGUCCCACAAAUUGCCGAUUCUGGUGGGACCCACCACCACCAGCUGCGGCAACAGCUACAGCCACAGAGCUCUUAUAAUCCGCCGCAGGCUUCGGUAAAUGCUGCCGUCGUGCCGCCUGGGAAUGGGAUGAAUCCAGCGGCUGCUGCAGCGAUUGCGGCCCUUGAGCAGUUGACGCAGUUCGCUGGGACUAUGGACGCGGCGGAGAGGGCAAUGGGUGGGUUGCCGCCGGUGAACACUCCAGGAUUUGAACUUGUGUCGAUGCGCCCUUCGGAUAGUCAACAUCCACGCAGGGGGGAUGGUAGAAGAGAUGGGGGGCCAAUUCGAGGAGGUGGCCGGGGAAAUAUUGGCCCCCCCCAUGGCUCUGCCCCUCCUCUUCGUGGAAGAGGACAUGGCAAAGGUAAGGCCCAUUCUAGACGCUACAAGCCACAUGGUGCGGCAUCAACAUCUUCCUAUCCAGAACCUUCUGCAGCCAACGAAGAUCCAGCUGCUGUAGCUGUUGAGGCAGCUCAAUCUGCUCCAGCACCAGAAAAGUUAGCACCUAAGCAUCAACCUGCACAGAUUGCAUGGUGCGAACUUUGUAGGGUAGAUUGCACCAGUGUGGAAGUGCUUGAGCAGCACAAGAAUGGCAAGAGGCAUAAAAAGAAUUUGCUCAGGAUUGAAGAGCUAAAAAAAGCUGUCAAGUUCGGGGAAGAAAUAAAGAAUGAUCAGGAAACUAUAAUUAAUACCAAGCCAGAAGACUAUCAGGAGCCUCAGGUUGCACAGGAUGGUGAAGAGCAGAAGACAGCAGAAAACUUGACUGUUGAAGCUACCAAUGAUGAACAUAUAAUGGUGAGAGAUCUGCAAGAUAAUACAGGCGAAAAAUCUGAAGUUCCAGUGGAGGAGUUGUCUGAUCAGCAAGGAAUGAAGCCUAAGAUGAAUUUGUUUGAUAAUAGGAGACGUGGAAUGAAACGCAAAAUAAAGGGUGGUCGGGGUGGGAAACGCAUGAAGACUUCCGAAACUCAUAGACGACCAGUUGAACCACCCAAACCAAAAGUGGUAGUUCCCCUAAUCUGUGAUUUAUGCAAUGUCAAAUGUGAUACACGGGAGGUUCUUGACCGCCAUCUUUCUGGUAAAAAGCACAUUGCUAAACUUAAACGAUUUGAAGGUCAUCAGGCUAUUUAUGGGCCAACUGGACUUCAAGCCCUCUACCCCCCCAAUCCAGUUGCACAAACUCAUCUCGUCUCUCAAGGUCCUCAACCUUUCUACGCUCCCCAGGGUUCAUUUCUCCCCCGGUUUCCUUCACAAGCUCAUCAAUCUACAGCAGGUGUAGGUUUGGAUCCUCAAUUCUCACAAAGCUCCAUGCCGCAACAAUCAAAAGCGCCUUCAACUGCGAAUCCUGAACCACCUGUCUUGAGGCUGUAAUGACAAGUGAGAUCCUCCUCUGAUUAGAGCAGCAUAGCUGAAAACGAGUGGGUUUAUAUCCUCUGACCAACAGGUUGGCUGCCAUUUUCCUUCUUUUGGGUACUCUAGUGACGUUGUAAUGUAUUAAGCGAUGAGCUUGGUUACAUGGCUGAUAGAUAUCUCAGCAAUGUUAAAGAUAAUUUUGAUUAAAGCUCUUUUGCUUUUAGUGGAAAUCAGGUUGGAGGAUACAUUGAUAUUAUUAACUACAGUAAUCAAUUCUAGCUGCUUGUAGCAAA